ACAAAUGCUUUGCUUUGCAACAUGGCGGCGUCUUGAAAACCAAGCCGGAAGUGCUAGUGGUGGUUGCUCUUGCUAGUCAUCUUUGCGGCUGCCCUCUGUCGGCAGUCGGGAUGGAUGUGGAGGAGGCUUUUCAGGUGGUGGGCGAGUUCGGCGCCUACCAGAAACGAGCCGUAGCCGUCCUGGCUCUGACUCAGGUGUAUAUGGCGUGCCAAUCCAUGUUGGUGGUUUUGGUGGGAGCAUCUCCAGAGUUCCACGUGGAGAAGCACGACGGCGUCCAGUCGUCGGUCACGUUUUUCGGGGACGUAGACUCCAUCGUGACCGAGUGGCUCCUGGUCAAGCAGCAGGCCUACAAGGUCAAUUUAGCCGGAUCGCUUUUCUUCGCCGGCCUCCUGCUCGGGAGCUUCAUCUUCGGGCCGCUCUCUGACGCCGUCGGGAGGAGACCCGUCUACCUGACGGCUCUGUUCUUGGAGGUGCUUCUAGGUUACGUGACGGCGGCGGCUCCCAGCUACGAGGUGUUUGCCGUGUCGCGCCUCCUGGUGGGCCUGAUGAACGGCGCUAUCGGCUUGGUCAGCUUCAUCCUCACACAGGAGUACGUGGGCAAGUCCUACUGGGCCAUAACUGGGACGCUGACCAGCAUGACGUUUGCGGUGGGCAUCGCCCUCUUUGCAGCUCUGGGUUUCGCCAUUAGGCCGUGGAGGACUCUGGCGGCGGCGGCCAACACUUGGGGGGUCCUCUGCUUCCUGCUGUCUGCAAUGCUUCCGGAGUCUCCUCGCUGGCUCUACUGUCGUCGUCGCACCGAGCGAGCGCAGGAGGUGAUGCGCUUCAUGGCGCUGAUGAACGGUCGCCCCGCGCACAAGUUGAGUCUGAGGCCGGCGGACGGCCACGAUGACAGCGACGGUGGCAGGCUGGGCAUCUUGCAGUUGGCUUCCCAUCCUCUCCUUCGCCUUAGGACGCUCCUGCUCAUGUAUAUCUGGUACGUGUGCAGUCUAGUGUACUACGGCCUGACGCUGGGCGCUGGUGACAUGUCCGGAAAUCGUUACCUGAAUGUGGCCAUGUAUGGCCUCGUAGAGCUGCCCGCCUACCCGCUCUGCGUCUACUUUAUGAACCAACCCUGGGCUGGGCGGAGGAAGAGUUUGUCGGGUUUCUUGUGUUUGGCUGCGUGUGCCUGCCUCUGCACCAUCUUCAUCCCGGAGGACACAGAGUCGUCACUGGGCUCGACCUCCUUGGCGCUGUUGGGAAAGCUGACGGUGAGCGCAGCGUUCAACAUCGUCUACGUGUACACGUCAGAGCUGUACCCCACCGUGGUCAGGAACGCCGGCCUGGGAGUUUGCGCCAUGUCCUGCAGAGUGGGAGGGAUUCUCGCCCCCUUUGUUCCUUCCAUGCGCGCGUUGGCCACAGCCGUUCCGUUCGGGGUUUUCUGUUUGAGCGGCCUCUCUGCCGGCGCUUUGGUGCUCCUGCUGCCCGAGACCCUCAACGCGCCGCCGGCGCACACCCUGGAGCAGCUCCUUCCCGCCCGCAGACGAGUUCUGGAGAGCAAGCCACUCCUCUACCAAGAUGACGAGUGAGAAAUGACAAGCAAGUGUCAAAAGAAGUCACUGGGGCCAUUUUCAAGGUGGAGCGGCGCAUCCGACAGUCCAUGGGACCUCAGGCUGGCCGGUGGCCUUGCCUCCAAGUGGGCGUCACAAGCGGGGAAAGAUGCGGAUCGUACCACCCAAAAUUGCAAAAGAGCAUUUUAAAUUAUUUUUUUGCAAUGCCUUCUCAGAUUGUUUCACGAUGAAACCUGUUUGAGUGGUGCUAAUUAUUUUUAUUCACGUGUACAGAUGUUUAUAAAUGGUCUAUUUUUUUCAUGAAUAGUUUUUUUCUUUUCUUCAGUGAUGUUAAAAAAGGAACAGAUGAAGGGAUGCCUUCAAAUCAA
This is a messenger RNA of Hippocampus comes (tiger tail seahorse), 1915 nucleotides long. RefSeq names its product solute carrier family 22 member 15 (gene slc22a15). Gene Ontology annotation, biological process: transmembrane transport. NCBI's taxonomy places the organism in Eukaryota, Metazoa, Chordata, Actinopteri, Syngnathiformes, Syngnathidae. Gene Ontology annotation, molecular function: transmembrane transporter activity. The transcript has 13 exons. Bases 111 to 1565 code for a protein of 484 amino acids. The record is from RefSeq and is a predicted model, not a curated record. Gene Ontology annotation, cellular component: membrane.